Protomyces lactucae-debilis is the source of this 784-nucleotide messenger RNA. RefSeq lists its product as uncharacterized. Bases 150 to 551 code for a protein of 133 amino acids. Gene Ontology annotation, molecular function: mRNA binding. The transcript has a single exon. The record is from RefSeq and is a predicted model, not a curated record. Lineage: Eukaryota; Fungi; Ascomycota; Taphrinomycetes; Taphrinales; Protomycetaceae.
UAUGAAUCCCAUUUUGAGUCAUGAAUUCCCUUCAAUUGACAAAUCUCUUGAUUCACCUCAUUUUGAAUGGCGAUGCACCACCUUUCGCUGGCACCUAUCAGCAUACUGGAAUGAGAUCUAAUCCUGCCUCUACAAGAUGAGACACUGGCAUGAUGAAAAAUGCGUAUGCAGCUUCAAAUCCUGCGACUACUAGUUUCGUGAUUGGUACUCGCCUUGCUCCAACCCGCAUCAACACCAAUCCAGCUGAUCGAAACCCGCCCUGCAACACGCGCUAUGUGGACAAUCUACCACUUGCAACAACGGAGGAAGAACUCAAGAGCUUGUUCUCUUGUCAGCAGGGGUGUCGACGUCUCUGCCACCGCACCAAAUCGAAUGGACCCAUGUGCUUUGUGGAAUUUGAGGAUGGAUGCAGGACAAGGGUUUGUGCCUCAACAGCAACAUCAUCACCAUCAUCAUCCACAUACAUUGCAAUAACGUCAGCAGCAUGGUCAAACGGGUGCAUUGAUGGGACAGCAUGCGCAGAUGGGCGCUCCUGGACAUUUUGUGAAUAAUGGAUACGCAGCACUUGCACCGCCGGAUCUAGCGUCAUCAAUUGGACACUCAAGUCACGCUAGUCAACAAACACGCACCCAUCGGUGUGUUUGGACACGGUAUGCCACCGGCUCAUCAUGAGACACAAUCAAAACAAUCAGACGCAAUCCUCUCAAGCUCUAGUCUGGCGUUGAUUCCACUAUUCUUCAGCGCAUUGACACCAUCUCUCUUAUCUAUUGGCAUGAACAGUACU